Molecule: messenger RNA, 630 nt
Organism: Lathyrus sativus (Indian pea)
Lineage: Eukaryota; Viridiplantae; Streptophyta; Magnoliopsida; Fabales; Fabaceae
Source: the annotation of a GenBank genome assembly
AUGGAUUGGUUCUCAUGGCUUUCAAAAACAAAUCUUGAUCCAUCUCUUGUAUAUGAGUAUGGCCUCACUUUUUCCCACAAUGAGCUAGAACAAGAAGACAUAGUUUACUUCAACCAUGAGUUUCUCCAAAGCAUGGGAAUCUCCAUAGCCAAACACAGGCUAGAAAUUCUCAAACAUGCAAGAAAAGAAAAGUCAAAGAGACAACCACCAAGACCAGUUGCAAAGAUCAUUGUAGCAAUCAAAAAGACAAAAAAGUGCUUAGAAGAUUACAUCAUGAGAAAAUUGGUUACAUGUGAGGAAUCAAAUUCAGCACUCGUUGUUGUUCCAACAUCAAGACCUAGUAAUAGUGCUUAUUAUGGAACAAGAUCAUCAUGGAAGAGUAGUUCUUUGAAGAGGAGUAAUAAGAAGAUGAAAGUGGAGAAACAAGAGAGGUUACUGCUUACAAAUGGAAGUCCUAGUCCUACAAUGAUGCCUGGUUUUGCUCUUGAUAGUUUUUCUAGUACUCCUAUGGUUUAUCAUUUUCAUGAAGGAAAGAUGAAAGGAGAAGAUGAUGAUAAUAAUGGUUAUUGGUCUUCUGCUGUUGAAGAUAUCAGGUGGGAUGCUAUGUUUCAAGAUCUAAAGCCAAAUUAA